AUGUCUGAGUUUGACAAUGUUGACAAGACAAGGCUUGAGAAAUUAGCCAAUGACAUGUACCAAGAAAUGGAAAAAGGUCUUUCAGGGAAACAAUCAAGCCUGCUUAUGCUUCCGACCUAUAUACAUACCUUGCCAAAUGGUAGCGAGUCUGGAAACUUUUUGGCAUUAGAUUUCGGUGGGUCAACUUUUCGAGUCAUACUUGUGAAAUUGAUACCAAACAGUAGUCCUGUUAUAAAAUCAACGACAGUUUGCAUGGAGAGUAGAAUGAAAACUGUGGGAGGGCAAGAACUCUUUGAGCACUUGGCAGAUUGUGUGGCAAGCUUCAUGAAGAAGGAAAGUUUGGAAAACACCGAAAUUCCUCUUGGGUUUACUUUUUCCUUCCCAAUGCAACAAUCUUCAUUGUGCUAUGGUACAUUAGUUCGAUGGACAAAAGGCUUUUCGAACUCAGACGUGGUGGAUAAAAAUGUAGCAGAACUUUUAAACAAAGCUUUGGCUAAGAAUGAGGUCACCAAGAAAGUUAAGGUUGUAGCUUUAGCCAACGACACUGCAGGAACACUAGUGUCUGGAUGUUCCAAAUACGCUAACUGUCAUUCAGGAUUGAUUUUGGGAACUGGUACUAACGCUGCCUACACUGAGAAAGUGUCCAAUGUUCCGAAUAUCAAGUCUUCUGAGGAGAUGGUAGUAAUUAACAUGGAGUGGGGAAACUUUGGUGAGCUGGGCCAUCUUGCUGAUCUACAAACAGACUACGACAAACAGCUUGAUGCUUCCAGUGUUAACGCUGGCAAGCAACUGUAUGAGAAGAUGAUUAGUGGCAUGUAUCUCGGGGAACUGACAAGACUAGCACUGCUGAAACGAACUCUACAUAAAAACUGCAUCUUCGCCGGGAAUAUCCCAGAUAUGCUUCACAAGGAAGACUCACUCGACGGAUCAACUGUCAGUGAUUGUAUUAAUUCUGAAGAGGAGUGUCGUGCCGUGUUCCCUAAAGCGAGUCCUGCAGAUAUUGCUGUGGUGCGACAAGUUUGUAAUGCUGUUAGUAACAGGGCUGCUAAACUUGCUGCAGCAGGUGUCUACGCUAUCUGGCUGAAACGUGAGAAAGUACCGUUUACCGUAGCAGUGGACGGAUCAGUGUUCCUAAAACACGCUACAUUUGCUAAUGUAAUGAGGUCAACUCUCCAGGAGUUGAACUGCACUGUUAAUCUGGAAGUUGCCACUGAUGGCUCUGGACUUGGGUCGGCUCUUAUUGCUGCCAUCGCUUAGUAAUUCUUAUGUUAGAUAGUGGGAGGUGAAUAAUAGUGGGAGGUGAUAAGGAGUUGGAAUUACCGGAUUACGCCACAUUGCAGCACUAGAUUUAUUAGAGUCAAUUUAUAAUUUGAUUUAUAUUGUAAAUAAUGGGUGCACUUAAAAUGUUAGGAAUUGUUUAAACAUGUUAGGAAUUGUUUUUAUUGACUUUUACACAGGAUUUGACUUACGUUUUGACUUACGUAUCAUCCGAUACGUGAAAAUGGAGCAUCAUAGUACUUUAUACAAUAAGAUUUUGUACCUGAUUUGUGAAACGUAAUAUGGAAUAUUUAACAUCGUUCAGUCGAGGGAAUAUUAUAUUAUAUUACUGUGGUAAAUUGAUUCGUUGUAAGUUGGCACAUAGUUCCACCGAGUUCUAGAACAUUCUGUAAAAGUAAGGUUCCAGAGAAGUAAAAUUCCAGAAAGCCCAGAAAGGUACGGUCCUAGAAACAAAUUUUCUUUUUGUAUCAUAAUAGCUUAAAUUAUAAGAGUGUGUGUUCUAUAAAUUUAUAAAUGACUUAAUCAAGGAAACGGUAUUAGAGUGGUUCAAUUGGUGGUUAAAUUGGUGGCCUGCUGCUUUUUAUUAACGUGGCAGUUUGAUCUGAAUUAUAGAUUAUAAUUUAUAGAUUAUAGAUUUUAUUCGAUCACGAGACUUUGCUCCUCGGCCUGAAUGAGUGGCUUCUCUGCUCCUAACUGUCUGGUGAACGGUGCAGGUGCUUUAUAGGAAGUUCAACUGGAGUACAAUAUUCCGUUUCGAUACGUUAUUAAGUUUGAGUGUGUUUCUCUCCAUCGAUACACGUACUCAAGUUCGACACGUUAGCUAGACCAGAACCGAGUGGUAAACAGGAGAAUUAAAACUAUACUGAAAGGUUCUGGAAUUUCUAACCGCUGGUUGCUAAAUGUCAGAAAAUUGUUUUAUCUGCCAUUGAACCAUGUGAUCCUAUGAUGAGGACCCGGCAAUAGCCGUUGGAUCACAAGCAGAAACUAUUUGUCGAACUAGAGUACGCUGCCUGGACUCUAGUUCGACACGUACCGAAGUUCGACAGGGGUGAUAUCUGGCGAACUAUAGUGCGUGUCGAACUAGAGUACGUGAAUCCUUUCCAUCCUCACUGGUAAUGUUUCAUAAUUUUUUUAAAGGUAUGUUCUUCUGUCACUUGAGAUUUUACAAACACAUCUUGAUUGCUUGAUAAUGUUUUGCAGGCUGAGCAGGUUUAUACUUUUGCACC
This is a messenger RNA of Bolinopsis microptera, 2504 nucleotides long. Its product is annotated as hexokinase-1-like. Gene Ontology annotation, biological process: carbohydrate phosphorylation; glucose metabolic process; intracellular glucose homeostasis. Gene Ontology annotation, molecular function: ATP binding; D-glucose binding; fructokinase activity. Gene Ontology annotation, cellular component: cytosol; mitochondrion. The record is from RefSeq and is a predicted model, not a curated record. The transcript is spliced from 8 exons. NCBI's taxonomy places the organism in Eukaryota, Metazoa, Ctenophora, Tentaculata, Lobata, Bolinopsidae. Bases 1 to 1257 code for a protein of 418 amino acids.